This is a messenger RNA of Gavia stellata (red-throated loon), 1477 nucleotides long. RefSeq names its product serine/arginine-rich splicing factor 7. The transcript has 10 exons. Lineage: Eukaryota; Metazoa; Chordata; Aves; Gaviiformes; Gaviidae. The record is from RefSeq and is a predicted model, not a curated record. Gene Ontology annotation, molecular function: RNA binding; zinc ion binding. Gene Ontology annotation, biological process: mRNA splicing, via spliceosome. Gene Ontology annotation, cellular component: nuclear speck. The coding region runs from base 59 to 781 and encodes 240 amino acids.
CAGCGGCGGCUCCCUCCGUAUAAGGGUCGCGCGCCGGGCUCGGCCUGUAGUCGGGAAGAUGUCGCGCUACGGGCGUUACGGUGGCCAGACCAAGGUGUACGUGGGGAACCUGGGCACGGGCGCGGGCAAAGGCGAGCUGGAGAGAGCCUUCAGCUACUACGGGCCCCUGAGAACCGUGUGGAUCGCGAGGAACCCGCCGGGGUUCGCCUUCGUGGAGUUUGAAGACCCGAGGGAUGCUGAAGAUGCCGUGCUUGGCCUCGAUGGGAAGAUAAUAUGUGGCUCCAGGGUUAGAGUGGAAGUGUCAACGGGGAUGCCUCGUCGCUCCCGUUACGACAGGCCUCCUGCACGGCGCCCCUUUGACCCUAACGACAGAUGCUAUGAGUGUGGUGAGAAAGGCCACUAUGCUUAUGAUUGUCACCGCUAUAGUCGCCGAAGGAGGAGCAGGUCCCGGUCUAGAUCCCGCUCAAGGUCCCGAGGAAGAAGGUAUUCGCGUUCACGCAGUCGGAGUCGCGGUAGGAGAUCAAGGUCAGCUUCCUACCGCAGGUCCAGGUCAAUCUCUCCUCGUAGGUAUAGAUCAUUUUCACCCCGCAGAUCUCGGUCUGGUUCUUUAAGGAGAUCAAGAUCUAGGUCCAGAUCACGCUCAAGGUCCCGGUCUGUUGUAUGGCCUCGAAGCAGGUCUGGGUCCCAUGGUAGAUCUAAAUCUGGCUUACCUGCUAAAAGUCGCUCAAAGUCCAGAUCACCAUCUCCAAAGAGAAGUCACUCGCCAUCAGGAAGCCCUUGAAGGAGUGCAAGUCCUGAAAGAACGGAUUCAAGUUUAAAGUUUAAGAAGAAAAUUUAUUUUGUUUACAUUAUUAUAAGGGAUUUUGUGGUGUCUUUAUAAAUGUAAGGGCUUAGUCCUGGAAGGCUGUUUCUAUUGACUAACAAUUGGCAUGAAUCUGGACCUUUUAAAAGUCUUAUUAGCAGACUAAUGCAAAACUCUUUUGUUGUGUUAACGUUCUGUGAUCUGGAAAUGUUGGGCUUUUUUUAUUGGCGCAUUGAAAUAAACUGUGCAUUUCUAACGAAGAAAUAGUUUGUGAUAACCCUGCUGUUUCUGUGAACGUUUGGGUAGCUGAAGCAGGUCGGGUGCCACGGUGGUGCAGAGCAGGAGGCAGGCUGUUACAGGCACUGGCGGAGGGAGCGUGGUGCCGCAGCCGGCUGUCCCGCAGGCGCCUGCCCCUUGCAGGACUUCACUCCUACAGAGCACCGAGUCGAGUGAAGAGUUCCCGUAGCAGCUGUCGUUCUUACUGUUCGGUCUUGAAUGUUAUGGUGAUCUGUACCUUGUGUUUUUAUUUGCAUCUCCUCAAAGCUCAGUGAAGCUGAAAACCUGCCUGGAGGUGCUUGUACGUGUGAGGAUUUGAGUUACAAAAAUGUCUACAAGGGGCGUUAACAGAUGGGAAGAACAAGGCAUGUCUAAGCGCUGGUCUGUCUGUCAUGUUGA